GCCGAAGGCGCAGCCCAUUGGAACUGUCUCCGGGGUCAGAGGUGGGCGUGUGGUCCGUGAAGAGGCGGUCGCGAUGCUGAUCAAAGUGAAGACCCUAACUGGCAAAGAGAUCGAGAUUGACAUAGAACCCACAGACAAGGUGGAGAGAAUAAAGGAGCGCGUGGAAGAAAAAGAAGGCAUCCCUCCCCAACAGCAGCGGCUGAUCUACAGUGGCAAGCAGAUGAACGACGAGAAAACCGCAGCCGACUACAAGAUCCAAGGUGGAUCGGUGCUUCAUCUGGUCUUGGCACUGCGAGGGGGAGGCCCGCGAUGAUGGACCCUCUGCCCCCCCCGUGUACCCC
This is a messenger RNA of Euleptes europaea (tarantolino), 341 nucleotides long. RefSeq names its product NEDD8 ubiquitin like modifier (gene NEDD8). Gene Ontology annotation, cellular component: nucleus; cytoplasm. The transcript is spliced from 4 exons. Bases 74 to 313 code for a protein of 79 amino acids. The record is from RefSeq and is a predicted model, not a curated record. Gene Ontology annotation, molecular function: ubiquitin protein ligase binding; protein tag activity. Lineage: Eukaryota; Metazoa; Chordata; Lepidosauria; Squamata; Sphaerodactylidae. Gene Ontology annotation, biological process: protein neddylation; modification-dependent protein catabolic process; regulation of proteolysis.